AUGAUGAUAAAAACCACCCCACCGCCUUCCUGUGCUUCGUCUGUUUUUUCGCCACGCGUGCGACAAACACACAAACCGUUUGCACAGUCCGGUCUGCUGGAGGAGAGCAGCUUCGCAACGCUUUUCCCGAAAUACCGAGAGAAGUAUCUGAGGGAGGUCUGGCCUAUCGUUACCAAGGCGCUCCAGAAACGCGGCGUGUCUUGCGAGCUGGACCUGAUCGAGGGGUCGAUGACGGUCCGCACCACGCGCAAGACCCGCGACCCGUACGUCAUCGUGAAGGCGAGGGACCUGAUCAAGCUGCUGGCGAGGUCGAUCCCGGCUCAGCAGGCUCUGCGGGUAUUGGAGGACGACGUCAACUGUGACAUUAUCAAGAUCGGAGGCAUGGUGCGCAACAAGGAGCGGUUCGUGAAACGGCGGGCGAGGUUGGUCGGGCCUGACGGAUCUACCCUCAAGGCGCUGGAGCUGCUGACCGGGUGCUACGUUCUCGUGCAGGGAAACACGGUGUCUGCCAUGGGGUCGUACCAGGGUCUAAAGCAGGUGCGUAAGGUGGUGACGGAUUGCAUGAACAACGUCCACCCUGUGUACAACAUCAAGACCCUCAUGAUCCGGAGGGAGCUAGCCAAGGACCCCAACCUUAAGGACGAGAACUGGGAACGGUUCCUGCCGCAGUUCCACAAGAAGAACGUGAAGCGGAAGAAGCCCGCCGUCAUCAGAGAGAAGAAGGUAUACACCCCCUUCCCUCCGGCACAAACGCCGCGCAAGGUGGAUGAGCAACUCGAGAGCGGAGAGUUCUUUCUCAACGAGCGCCAGCGGAAGGCGAAGAAAAGGGCGGAAAAGAAGGCCAAGUCCGCAGAGCUUUCAGCGGCGAAGCGAAAAAACAGAGAACAGGAUCUGGAGCCAACCGAAGGAGACUACGACGGGCACGGCGCCGAUGAAGGGGGCCCCGCAGGCGGCGGGAAGGGUACGGGGGGUGGGCGGAAAAAGCGAUCACGUGGCGGCGGCGGCGGCGGCGGCGGCGGCGCCCCCCCCCUUGCCGAAGGCAGCAAGGAGAUGGGGCAGGAUCUCGACCGCCUCAAGAAGGGGUUUCUCGACGGGGGGGGGGGGAGAGGGGACGCGGUUUCGACGGCCACCACCUCCGCCGAAGACUUCGUUCAGCCCAAGAAAAGGAAGAAGGCUGUCGUGAACAGCCCGAGUUAGUUGUAAAAGUUGGCUUUGGACUGACGGGUCAGUGUGAGCAUUUGGAAUGCCGGGUGAGCGCGAGCAUUAUCUUCGACUUUCUCAAGUGGUUGGCAGCUGUAGGACAGCAGUAUCCGGGUCCGCACGUGUCGGUUGUCCUAGAGAAGGCUGCGCCGGGUUUCGGUGAGUGGUCGGCGAGCAUGUCGUCUGUCUGCGGCACUCGCAAGCGCUCGUAAGACAGCAGUCUCGUGGGUGGCGCACGUUUUGUUUUUUAGGCCAAGUGCUGCGUUUAAAGCGUAGCGUGUGUGGCGAGUUGCGUGUGAGCCGGGGCAAGCAGGUACAGUAUAGUGUUCUGCCCGGAAAUGUUAGGGUGGGCCUGACUCGUUGUUACAGUAGGACGGUCUUGGUGGGCUUGGGUUUUCUCGUAAAGACUUGGGGGCGCAAGUGGUUGUUGUCGGCGGCGAUCACUCGUUUGCUCCCCCGUGGUCGGUGGACACGUCUCCGUGUUCCACAGCGAGAGAAUGCUUGCGGCCUGCUCUCAGUGCGUGAACUGGCGGGGUUGGCUAUUGUUUUGGUUGGCUCAUGUGUCGGGGCUCCAUGCACCCCCUGCGCGCAGGCCUUUUCCCUCGCAAAGGUUUCGGUAAGAAGAUGGCAAGCGUAUGGUCUGUCGCCAGGCCGUUCUGGGGGGAUGGGGUGCGGAGACGGGAUAGGAGGUCGCCGGAAGAAGAUUCUAUGCCCCUCCCUCCCGGUUGGAGCUAGUUUAGGUCGUCAC
Messenger RNA from Ectocarpus siliculosus, 1948 nucleotides. The record is from the annotation of a GenBank genome assembly. NCBI's taxonomy places the organism in Eukaryota, Phaeophyceae, Ectocarpales, Ectocarpaceae.